Fonsecaea multimorphosa CBS 102226 is the source of this 792-nucleotide messenger RNA. RefSeq lists its product as uncharacterized. NCBI's taxonomy places the organism in Eukaryota, Fungi, Ascomycota, Eurotiomycetes, Chaetothyriales, Herpotrichiellaceae. The record is from RefSeq and is a predicted model, not a curated record. The coding region runs from base 1 to 792 and encodes 263 amino acids. The transcript is spliced from 2 exons.
AUGUACUCACAUGCGACAAAUGAAGCCUCCACCGGCGCAGCAUCAAACCCUCUACCUCCAUCCCCGCCGCCGGACGAUUUUGCGGAGCUGGAACUCGCCAUGAGGAAAACAUCCAAGCAGUACAGUUUCGCAUCAUCAUCUAUAGUGACUGUCGUCGUUGGCAAAGAGAAGCGCAAAUACCACUUGCACAAAGUCCUCCUGAAAAAUCCCAGCCUUGCGGGGGCGUUCUUCCCGAAGUGCCUUUCCGUUCCAAUGAAGGACUGGAUCGAGCUUCCCGAAGACAACUCCGUCGCAGUUGAUCACUUUGUCCGGUUGCUAUACGGCCAGCCUAACUUCGGAUCAGCAAUUGCCGAUGACGGUUACGUCCUUGGACGAAUGCAUGCGUGGGUGUUCGGGAACAAGAUUUGUUGUCCCCAGCUCCAGAACCAUGUCAUGAUAGGCAUUCUGGGUUAUUGGAAAAAGUGGGAGAUGAACCCGGCGUUGUUCGGUUGGGUGAUUGAAAAGUUGGAAGCUCAGAGUCCCCUGUUCAACGCAGCAAGAGACCAGAUGAGGUUCGCUCUCGCUCGUGGUAGCAAAAACGAGUUGUAUGGAGCGGACGGCAAGUUUGGAAGCACUUUUCAAAGACUCAGACAAAAACACUCAGACCUCGUUUGGGAGGUUGUGCUCGCUGCCAUGGAGCAGCUGAGAAAUCAGAAUUUCCAGAACCCCUUCGACCAGGCGGACAGAUAUCGCGUCAACCCACUACCGACAAAUUCGCAGGACUCGGUGCUUCGUGGUCGUGGCCAGAACUAG